AUGGCCGCGCGCCGCAGCAGCCUCGCGCGCGCCGCGGACAAGACGGAGGACGUCAUCUCCCGGGCCUGCGCCGUUGUGGCGACCUUCGCGUCGCGCAAGCCCUGGCGCACCGUGGGCCUCUGCCUCUUCCUGAGCGCGGUGCUCGCGAGCGGCUUCUCCCAGAUCAAGAACGAGGCGCGGCCCGACAAAUUGUACGUGCCCGCGUACAUGAAAUCCCAGGAGGACCGGGCGUGGAUCGACGACCGCUUCGGCUCCGCCGACGUCGUUUCCUCCGUGCUCCUGGACCACCGCGGCGACGCGAAUCUCCUCACGAAAGCCGCGCUCCGCGACGCCUUCGACGUCUACGAGGACGUGCUGGCCAUCUCGGCCGAGGGCGGCGCGACGGGCUACGACGCCCGUAGCUGCGCGGUCGGCGGUUGGAACGGCCUCUGCCAGAAGUCGUCGAUCCUCGCGUUCUGGAACUACAGCCGGGCCGCGCUCGAGGACGAUCCGGACGUGCUGGCCACGGUGAACCGCCCCGCGCCGGACUGCUGCUCGCCCGUGGGCCGGGCCGCGUCGCUCUUCCGAGUCGCGGCGAAGUUGCGCUACGACGCAUCCGGCGCGGUGGCCUACGCGGGGUCGCUCAAGUUCGACUUCUACCUGGACAACGACGCCCACGAGAAGACGAACGUCGACCCCCACGCCCAGCGCCUCGAGCGCAA
Messenger RNA from Aureococcus anophagefferens, 701 nucleotides. RefSeq lists its product as hypothetical. The annotation marks the transcript as partial. The record is from RefSeq and is a predicted model, not a curated record. The transcript has a single exon. NCBI's taxonomy places the organism in Eukaryota, Pelagophyceae, Pelagomonadales, Pelagomonadaceae. Gene Ontology annotation, cellular component: membrane.